Messenger RNA from Paramecium tetraurelia, 2067 nucleotides. RefSeq lists its product as uncharacterized. Gene Ontology annotation, molecular function: UDP-N-acetylglucosamine diphosphorylase activity. NCBI's taxonomy places the organism in Eukaryota, Ciliophora, Oligohymenophorea, Peniculida, Parameciidae. The transcript has 6 exons. The record is from RefSeq and is a predicted model, not a curated record. Gene Ontology annotation, biological process: UDP-N-acetylglucosamine biosynthetic process.
AUGAGAAAGAAGGUCUCAACCUUGUAGGAUUAUGAAGAAUGCAAAUAGCAACUUCUCCUAGACUACCUCAGCACUUUGGAGGAAAAGGAUAAAGAGAAGCUCUUAGAAAAGUUGGAAUCCAUAAAUAUUCGAAAUCUUAUUGAUGUCUAUAGUCAUUAUAAAGAAAAGCCUAAUGAAAAUCGCGAACUAAAUCCUAUCAAAAAUGUAUUGCGAGUUGCCUCUACUCCCAAAGACACUCUCCAACAGUACCAAAAAUUGGGAGAAAAAUUAAUUUCGGAAGGAAAGGUUUGCGUGGCAAUGAUGGCUGGUGGCUAAGGUACCAGACUGGGUUUUAAUAAAGCCAAGGGAAUGUUUGACAUAGGUUUGCCUUCUCAUAAGACUUUAUUUCAAAUUUUUUGUGAACGAAUUUUGAGUCUCUAAAACAUGAUUCAAUCAAGAAUAGGAUAAUGUUUGCCCAUUCAAUUCUUUAUCAUGACUUCUGAUGUUAAUCAUGAAGAAACUACUCAGUUUUUCAUUGAAAAUAAUUACUUUAAUCUUCAAUCGGAUCAAAUCACUUUUUUUCAAUAGGACUCCCUUCCCAUUUUAUCAAUAAAUGGAGAAAUCAUGUUGAGUAAUUCUACAGCAAUUCUUGAAGGACCUGAUGGAAACGGAGGAAUCUUUAGUAGUCUCUACAAUCAGGGCUAUUUGGAUUAUAUGAAAUGUUUGGGCAUCAAGUACAUCCAUAUAUGUCCAGUGGAUAAUGCCCUUUGUAAAUUAUGUGAUCCCAUUUGGAUUGGAUAUGUAGAAUCAAAAAAUCUAACCAUUUGUAGCAAAUUUGUGAAAAAGGCCCAUGCAGAAGAAAAGGUAGGAAUUCAUGCUCUAAUCAAUGAAAAACCAUGUGUAAUAGAGUACAGUGAAAUGACAUAGGAAGAUCUACAUAAGAAGAACGAAGAAGGAGAGUUAAUCUAUGACGCGGGAGGUAUAGCGUAAAUGAUUUGCACUGUUGAAUUUGCUCAUAAAAUUAUAGAAGACCCUCAAACUAGUAAUAACUAUCAUGUUGCCUAAAAAAAAUAUGAUUAUUAUAAUAUCAAUCAGAGAUAGAUUGUUAAACCAGAUUAAAUAAAUGCUUUGAAAUUUGAACUGUUCUUUUUUGAUUGCUUUCCUCUCUGUCCAAAGGAGUAAUUUGGGUUGAUUGAAGUAAAAAGGGAAGAUGAAUUUGCUCCUGUCAAAAAUGCUCCUGGAGAUAAGAGCGAUACACCAGAAACUGCUAAGAAAUUGUAUUUGGAUAGAGAUUAAAAAUGGUUAAAAUAUUAUGGCUUAUAGUUCCCAUAAUAGGUUGAAAUUUCUGCUAAGAUCACCUAUUUUGGUGAAGGUCUUGAGAACAUUUUACCAAAAUAUUUAGGAAAUAAAUAAAAUCCAUUAAUAAUAACAAAUGAUAGAUAAUCAGCACCAAAAUCUCCAUAAUUAGUUAAAUAACCAUAACCAAAAUAAUAACCAUUACAAUAACCAUAGUAAUAAUAAUAAUAAUAAUAAUAAUAAUAACAAUAACAACCAAAAUAACCAUAAAAAUAAAUAUAAUAAACAUCAGUUCUAAAUUAAUAAAUUUAUCCAUAAGUAGUAUAUUCUUCAUUAAUCAAUUCAGUACAUCCAACUGUAUUACAGCCUAAUUAUUAUCCAUAUUAAUCAACACCUUAAAAUUCUAAAAACAUUUUAGUUUAAGAAAAUCCCAUCCAUUAAAGUUAGGUUUUGAAUCCUAGAUUAUCUAUGCAACACCAAACAUAAUCACAAUAAUAAUUAAAAUAAAUAAAAGCUAAUGCAUUUCCUACUUAAGGUAUAGCAGUUGCUACUCCAAAAUUAAUUAAUCCUUAAACCAGGUAUUAACCAAUAAUGUACUCUUAAAAUCUACUUAAUUAAAAAUAAAGCAUUAUCCAACCAGUUCAGAUUAAUUCAUCUUUGUCUCCUUAGAGAGUAACAUCAUAUUUCAAAUAAAGAGCUGUGACAGUACAAAGACCGACAAUGUUUGGCUAAUAACGUCCCCUAAUAAUAUCAGCUCAGCAAUACAUACCAAUAGCAACAAUAAAAAAAUGA